Messenger RNA from Clupea harengus (Atlantic herring), 1811 nucleotides. It is a transcript of the gene kcnv2a, whose product is annotated as potassium voltage-gated channel modifier subfamily V member 2a. The record is from RefSeq and is a predicted model, not a curated record. Gene Ontology annotation, biological process: potassium ion transmembrane transport; protein homooligomerization; action potential. NCBI's taxonomy places the organism in Eukaryota, Metazoa, Chordata, Actinopteri, Clupeiformes, Clupeidae. Gene Ontology annotation, cellular component: voltage-gated potassium channel complex; membrane. Gene Ontology annotation, molecular function: voltage-gated potassium channel activity.
AUGGUUUUUAAACCUUUAAGCACCCAGAUCCUCUCAGUCGGCAACAUUAGACACACUGAGCACUGGACAUUGUUACACCAAAGGAUGCGCCCAGGCAUCCAGUAACUUUAAAGUCCCAUCCGGCAUAGGACCACCAGUAUGAAUCAAAAUCUCAAGGCUAGGAGGCAGAGUCUCUUUCCCAACUACAAAGUGGGAUGUCCAGCCCCAGCAGCAAAAGACCCCGGGGAUGACAUCGACCUACCCUUCGCUCAACACAGCUUGUUGAAGCCAUGGAACUCCUUGACGGAGCUAAACAGAGAUAUCUAUGACAUCUACGCUGAAUACGAGGAUGAUGAUGAUGACAGGAUUGCAGGGACCUCAAUGAGGUUUGCCUCUCCAGUCAAGAACUACAUGCUCAACAUCAACGUCGGAGGUAAGGUGUACCAGAUCUCCUACAGGUCUGCAGCGAAGUACCCUAAGACAAGGAUAGGUCGGCUGGCAACGUUCACUGACCACAACAGGAAGUUGGACCUGUGUGAUGACUACAUAGUCCAAAACAAUGAGUUCUUUUUUGACAGAGAUCCAGACAUCUUCCAUAACAUCUUCAAUUUCUACCGGACGGGUGUGCUCUGGAUCAAAGAUGAGCUGUGCCCUCGCAACUUCCUGGAGGAGAUCAAUUACUGGGGUGUCCGGAUCAAGAGCACCCAUCGCUGUUGCCGCAUCUCCUUUGAGGAACGCCAGGAUGAGCUGAACGAGCAGCUGAAGAUACAGAGAGAACUUGAGGCUGAAGUGGAGACGGAAGAACACGAGGAGCUGUUUGAGGAGAUGGCGUUCGGAAACACCCGGCGGAGGAUCUGGAACCUCAUGGAGAUGCCCUUCUCCUCGAUCACAGCCAAGCUCAUGGCGUUGGCCUCAAGCUUCUUCGUGCUGGUUUCUCUGGUGGCCUUGACCCUCAGCACAGUCGAGGAGAUGCAGUACACCACGCCAACCCGCCAGCUGAGUGGACAUUCAUACGUGGAGCACGUGGAGACCUUCUGCAUCGCCUUCUUCACCAUAGAGUACCUUCUGCGUCUAAUAUCCACACCCGACCUGAAGCGUUUCAGUCGCAGCAUGCUCAAUGCAGUCGACCUCCUCGCCAUCCUGCCACUGCACCUGCAGAUGUUCCUCGAGUUUUUCGAGACUGAGGACCGGGCCCACCACGGCGACAUCGAGACAGUCGCCCGCGUGGGAAAACUUGGCCAGGUGCUGCGCAUCAUGAGGCUCAUGCGCAUCUUCCGGAUCCUCAAACUGGCACGCCACUCCACGGGCCUCCGGGCGUUUGGCUUCACACUGCGCCAGUGCUACCAACAGGUGGGCUGCCUCUUCCUGUUCAUCGCCAUGGGCAUCUUCACGUUCUCUGCCAUGGUGUACACAGUGGAGCACGAUGUCCACAAGACCAACUUCACCAGCAUGCCAGCCGCCUGGUGGUGGGCUGCUGCAAGCAUCUCUACCGUGGGCUACGGCGACAUGUACCCCGAGACUCACCUGGGCCGGCUCUUCGCCUUCAUCUGCAUUUCCUUUGGAAUCAUUCUGAACGGCAUGCCCAUCUCCAUUCUCUACAACAAGUUCUCAGACUAUUACUCCAAACUGAAGUCCCACGAGUUCACGUCAACUUUAAAGGGACGUGGCAAGCUCCGCAUUGGUGGGAGAGUAGUUCAGAAGCUCGCAGACUGCUGCAAAGAUGCCACGCGUGUGCGGGAACCUUUCCAAAGAAGUUACACUGCGUUCCACGACGAGUCGGGAGUUGAGAAAUGCCAUCUUGAACUUCCCGGUUGAAUGAGGACGUUCUGUAU